Molecule: messenger RNA, 1800 nt
Organism: Oldenlandia corymbosa var. corymbosa
Lineage: Eukaryota; Viridiplantae; Streptophyta; Magnoliopsida; Gentianales; Rubiaceae
Source: the annotation of a GenBank genome assembly
AUGGGGAGAUCACCAUGCUGUGAUAAAAAUGGACUCAAGAAAGGUCCUUGGACUCCUGAGGAAGAUCUCAAACUCAUUCAAUAUAUUGAGGCUCAUGGUGCUGGCAAUUGGAGAACCCUCCCCAAAAAUGCUGGCCUUCAAAGAUGUGGUAAGAGUUGCAGGCUUCGUUGGACAAACUACCUAAGGCCCGAUAUCAAGAGAGGAAGAUUUUCUUUUGAAGAAGAAGAAACAAUCAUCCAGCUCCACAGUGUUCUUGGCAACAAAUGGUCAGCAAUUGCUGCUAGAUUGCCAGGAAGAACAGACAAUGAAAUAAAGAACUACUGGAACACACAUAUCAGGAAAAGGCUUCUGAAAAUGGGAAUUGAUCCAGUAACCCACAGUCCACGCUUAGAUCUCCUAGACCUUUCAUCCCUUCUCAAUUCAUCAUCCUCAUCUUCACCUCAGCUUAACCUUUCAAGCUUACUUGGGCUACAAACUUUGCAAGUUCUCCAGGCCGGGGCUAAUUCAUUCCCUUCUCCUGCAUGUUCUUCAUUCGGGAACCUUGCGGCGCAAGGAAACAACCAGAUGGGAGAUUUUCAGAUGUUUUCAUCGGAUUUGAAUCCUUCAUCAUCAUUUUGUGGAUACGGGACGAGUGAAAAUGCCAGCGUCAAUAAUCAGAACGUCGGGUUGGACUCGGUUUUAUCCACGCCUUUGUCAGGUUCGCCGUUGAAUUCAUCGACCUUGAUCAAUAAUUGUGGCAGUACUACCAGUUUCGAUUUUGAUAAUUUCAUCUGGAAUGGGACAGUUGCUUAUCAAAAACCAAAACUGGAAAACACUAUUGAUACAAACCUUUUGGUUGCUUUGGUGAACAAUUCGCACAAACCAGCUCCAUCAUUGGCACUUGUUUCUCUGCUGGACAAUUUGGUGACGGAAUCAGUCCCGAGUUUUAAAACCUGGCAGCCUACGGAAUUGUCUCCGGCUCAGCCGUUGAAGCCGGGAGAUUACCCCAACACCGUCCCGGCAUUCCCCGUCCAAACACAAGCCCAGACAUGCCGGCUAGACCUCUCCGACGAGCUCUUCGGCGGCGUCAGCGCGGCUUGCGGUGGCCGUGACCUUGACCGGAGCCGAUGCUGCCCGGUUUUGGCUGCAUGGCUCUUCGCGGCUCACGCUCGCUCGGCUUUGCAAGUCACCUCGGCGGCUCCACCGGCCAGCUCCGAUAUGCCUAUGAUGCCGGAUGACUCCCAAAAGUGUGUCAACUCUCUCCAGACCUCGCUGAUCACGUCGCUGAGCUGUCCGGCGGCUUUUAAUCUCACCGGCUACCGGAAUGCCACGCCGAUGGCCGCCGUCAAGAAUUUGGAGAAGAAUUGCCGGAACUCUUCUUACGCUGGGUGUACUAAGUGCCUUGGUGCUCUCCAGAAGUUAAACGGCGACAGUAAGAAUGGAACGCACAAACAGGUCAACGGCGACGAAGACGGCCGGGCGACCAAAAUGUUGAGCCGGGAUUGCCAGCUGAUGGGGCUGACGUGGCUGCUAGCGAGGAACAAAACGGCGUACAUUCCCACCGUCUCAGCUGUGCUCCGGGCGAUAAUGUACAGUGCACACCCGCCGCACGAUGCAAAAUGCAGCCCGGAUCAAGAAAACAUGCCGCUGGCCGUGGAUUCGCUGCAGAUGGAGAAAACGGAGUCGUCGUCGGCGGCGGCCCGGCCGUCGGCGAGGAUUAGUUUAUUAUUAACUUCGACCCGGUCAACAAUGAUCAACUACUUUUUGUUCCCGGUUUUACCACUAAUCAUCAUCGUCAUGGGAUCUUCUUUAUCCGUGUGA